This is a messenger RNA of Labrus mixtus (cuckoo wrasse), 2233 nucleotides long. RefSeq names its product rogdi atypical leucine zipper (gene rogdi). Lineage: Eukaryota; Metazoa; Chordata; Actinopteri; Labriformes; Labridae. Gene Ontology annotation, cellular component: RAVE complex. The record is from RefSeq and is a predicted model, not a curated record. The coding region runs from base 129 to 1022 and encodes 297 amino acids. The transcript has 11 exons.
CCGACAGCACUUAAUAGCAACAUCAGAUCCUUCACAUAGCUAGUGGAGUGAGACACGUCCAUCCUACAGAGUGGACAGUGUUUUACUUAGGUGGAUAAUCAAGGAUUUGAUUAUCUUUGCUGCAAAACAUGCUCAACCCGCAGAGAUCUUUGUCUGAGCUGCCCAAGAUGUCCGCUGCCAGUCAAGUGGAGAGAGCUGUAUUGGAGGAGGAAUUCAACUGGCUGCUUAAAGAAGAGGUACAUGCUGUGUUAAAGCAGCUCCAGGACGUCCUCAAGGAGGCAUCGAGACGUUUUUCUAUGCUGACACCGGGCCUGGAGAGUCAGCUCAAACAGGAAAACUUCAUCCUUGGCAGCUCAACCAUGGAUCAAGUGAAGGGAGUGCUGACACUGCAGGGAGAAACUCUGACUCAGGCUGAUAUAAACCUGAAGGUCGCAAAGAGCAGCCAAGUGCUGCACUUUCAGUUCAGGGAGGACAAGCAGUGGAAACUGCAGCAGAUUCAGGAUGCCAGAAACCAUGUGAACCAGGCUCUCCAGCUGCUGAGCAGCCACGAUGAGAGCUACCACUUUAAGACAGGGGCUGAGGUUAAUAAGCUCAUGGAUGCAGUGAUGCUCCAGCUGACACGAGCAAGAAACCGCCUCACCACCCCAGCCUCCUUGACCCUGCCAGAAUUGGCCACCAGUGGUUUGAUGAAAAUGUUUUCUCCUCCCAUGCCCGGGGAUGUGAUGGUGAACUUUUACAUCAACUUGAGCAAAUUGUGUCUGACAGUCUACCAGCUUCAUGUGCUGCCUCCUAACACCACUAAGAAUUUCAAGCCAGCUGGGAGCUCAGUGCUGCACAACCCAGGAGCAAUGUUCGAGCUCAACAACAACCGGUUUGAGGUGAGCCAUGUUCAUAAGGUUGAGUGUGUGGUGCCCUGGCUGAACGAUACGCUGGUAUUCUUCACCAUCUCCCUGCAGCUCUGUCAGCAGCUAAAGGACAAGAUAUCUGUUUUCUCAAGUUUCUGGAACUACAGACCUUUCUAACCCACCUCUUGUCCAACUUCAAGAGACCAGUCAGAACCAAACUAAACCCACAAGUGUAAGGGAAAUUCUUGAAAGGUCUAUACUUCUAUCAAUAUUUAUUAUCCAUUCAUUCAGUUUCAAGUGUUGCAUGAUUAGCUGAGUGAGCCAAUCAAACCCCCAGGGAUAUCGAUGUUUGCCGUUGCAAGUUUUGUUAGCCCUGCUGACUGACACUUCUCUGAUGUGUAUUGCAUCCCAGCACUGACUUGAAUUUUCAAUAUUUGAAUGUUGCUGAUUAAUAUAUUAUUUUGUUACAUUUAGGCUACUUAGAAUAUAAAGAGUAUUUAGCUGGUUCUUAUCCCAAAGUUUUGGAACACUUAGUUGACUGCUCAGGGUUGGAAGACUUAACAGAGCCUUUUGCACCCCCUCCCCUUUCUUUCCCAGAGGCUUCGAUAGGGCGUCAGAUUUAGUUGUGUUGGUUAGCACUACUUAAGCCAGUGUAUACUAUUUCCUGUAGCAUAGUGGAGCUUUCCAAAACGAAGGGAAAAAAAAGAUUGACGCCACAUUAGUGAACUUGGGGUUCUGUAAAACCUUCUAUUGUUUUGUUCUGGCCUGUAGCAAUGAAUUGGUUGCUAAACUUUAAACAAAUUCCCCUCUCUUCUUAACAUAGAGGUGACGUAAUAAACCAAGAUGCUUCAUUGAAAGUCAGACAGGAAUGUUCCCUAAGCUCUUGUUAGAUGUGUAUCAGUGUGUAACCUCCGUUAUAUUUGGCUAUGUUGAAUUGUGCACUUCCGAAUUCAAGCUUAAAAAUGACAAAAAUGUCUGAUGAUCUGAAUGAAUUCUCACUAAAGUAACAUUGCACAGGAAAUUUCUUUGAAUUUACACAGUUACUUCUGAAGAAUUAAAGACUUUUAAUGUUUGAAGAAUUAAAGCAGUAGUAUCCCAUUAAAACACACUGAUGUAUAGAAAAUCUGUGGUAGCAGUUCUCAGGGUUUAAGGGUUUGGUGAUAACAGCAUAGAGAAAAUAGUCCAUUGUUUAAAUCUUCUCAGCUUUCGUCAAAAAGAUUGUAUGGUAGGAGUAUGUUGUUUUAGUAACUAAAAUACUGUGCAAUGACAACAUAAUAGCAUAUCCAUGACAGUGGGGGUUGCUUCAUUCAACUUUUUUGUUGUUGUCUGACACCCAUUGUAUUAGUAAGUGUGAUGUCUAAUUCAUCAAAUAAACUGAAGUCUACUUG